Aspergillus heteromorphus CBS 117.55 is the source of this 444-nucleotide messenger RNA. RefSeq lists its product as uncharacterized. The record is from RefSeq and is a predicted model, not a curated record. Bases 1 to 444 code for a protein of 147 amino acids. The transcript has a single exon. NCBI's taxonomy places the organism in Eukaryota, Fungi, Ascomycota, Eurotiomycetes, Eurotiales, Aspergillaceae.
AUGCACUGUCUGAGACACGUGAAUAAUAACUUCGAUCCUAAGGAGGGCGCUCCGUAUGAUAUCAGUUGUCUGUUGGAUGCAAAGGCAUCCGUCCUGUGUCGUUUCUGUUCCGCGGGGAAGAAGACUUGUGAUCCCGUGGGUUUCGCACACUCCGUAUUAUGCAUGUACGAUUUACUGACAUCUCUCGAGCCUGCAACUGGUCUGCUAGGAAACGCUCGCGAUCUCGUGGAGAUCAUCGAAUGGGCCACUCUGAUCCUGGAGGAAGAACAUUGGAACGGUGAUGUUAAGCAGACUGUCCGCGAAGAGGUCCAUGUCCUUGCGAAGGCGUUUGACAGUGUGGAGGGUGCCCAUGCUCGUGAAUUCUCAUUGAAGGGUACCAAGACCGCCAAGCGUGUAAGUUCUCGUUAUGAUCAAGGGAUGAGGUCUUCGUGGUCCUAUCGUUGA